Vigna umbellata (rice bean) is the source of this 1248-nucleotide messenger RNA. RefSeq lists its product as uncharacterized. Lineage: Eukaryota; Viridiplantae; Streptophyta; Magnoliopsida; Fabales; Fabaceae. The record is from RefSeq and is a predicted model, not a curated record.
AUGAGGGCGGUCCAAAGACGACAACAAGAUCAAGGUACGAGUUCGGGGCAGGAGAAAAAAGAAGGCAAGAAACCGUUUGUUCCAAGCGAACGGCCAAAGGGCCAGAAGUUUAGAGAUGGCCCGAGGGGGGUUAGGUACGAACGGUACACCCCAUUGAAUGUGCCGAGGGAAAGGGUGCUGGAGGAAGCCCUGAGUGCAGAUUUAAUAAAGGUAAGACCUUCCCGGUCAUCACCUAAAGCAGAUGGAACUAAACACUGCACUUAUCAUCUGAACAUAGGACAUAACACCGAGGACUGUACGGUGUUGAAGGAUAAGGUGGAAGAAUUGAUCCGAGCGGGUCAUCUGAAGAGGUUUGUCAGGGAGGAACGAAAGACGAGAAGUCCACCCAGAAGGACUAGGGUGGAAAGAAGCGACAGGAGAGAGGACAGACGUCCCGACCGUAGGAGGAGUAGAAGUCGCAGUCAUGACCGAUCACUGCGAGGAAUGAUAAACACCAUCUCGGGUGGAUUUGCGGGAGGGUCGUCGGCGUCCGCAAGGAAGAGAAACCUGAGGGAGCUUAAAAGCGUCCACAGGGUAGAUGUGAGAAAGCGUUCUAUGCCGCCAAUCACGUUUACAUAUGAGGAUUUCCACGCUCUCGAUCCGGAUGAGGAUGACCCGAUGGUGAUAACGGCAGUUAUUGCCCGGUAUAGUGUGGGAAAGGUGUUGGUGGAUCAGGGUAGCUCUGUCAACAUUCUGUACUGGAAGACAUUCCAACAGAUGGACAUUUCUGAAGACUUGAUCGCCCCUUAUAACGAACAGAUAGUAGGGUUCUCAGGGGAGAGAGUAGACACCAGAGGAUAUGUGGAUCUCAGAACGUGCCUGGGAACCGAACGGAGCAAGGAGGUGAAAACCAGGUUCUUGCUGGUGGAUGCGAGUACCUCUUACAAUGUGCUGUUGGGACGACCAUGUCUGAAUACGUUCGGGGCAAUUGUUUCCACACCUCACCUCACGCUUAAGUUUCCAUUGGAUAAUGGGAAAAUCUGUACCGUUCGAUCCGAUCAGAGGAUCGCACGGGAGUGUUAUAUGGCGGGUUUGAAGGUUCAGCCACCGUCAUCAGACCCACCCAAUCGGCAGAGGAGAAGACAAUCGGAGGUAGCGAUGGCAGAUCUAGACCCGCGGACUAAUACGGAUGAUCGGAUAGAGCCGUUGGGGGAGACAGCCCUUCAGCAUUGGGCAGAAGGAGGACCAAGUUACUACCAUCGGGAGUGA